Molecule: messenger RNA, 1105 nt
Organism: Mangifera indica (mango)
Lineage: Eukaryota; Viridiplantae; Streptophyta; Magnoliopsida; Sapindales; Anacardiaceae
Exons: 9
Coding region: 117-764 (215 amino acids)
Biological process (GO): maturation of LSU-rRNA from tricistronic rRNA transcript (SSU-rRNA, 5.8S rRNA, LSU-rRNA)
Cellular component (GO): nucleolus
Molecular function (GO): RNA binding
Source: RefSeq, a predicted model, not a curated record
GCCCAAUCAGCUCAAGCCCAACGCAAAAAAUCGCAAAAGGUUUAUAUACAAAACCCUAGCCUCGAAAUCCGGCACGCGACUCUGAGUGCCUCCACUCUGUUUUUCUCUUCAGUGAAAUGGGGGCCAAAGAAAAGAAAGCCUUGAAGAGGAACUCAAAGAAAGCUUCUUUACAGUUAUCAAUCCAGAGUGACUCGAAAGAAGCUGCUGAUUUCUUGCCACUUGAGGGAGGGCCUGGGCUUAAGCUUCCUGAGGAAAAACUACCAGUAAAUAAAGCCACAGUUUUGUACAUUGGUCGGAUUCCACAUGGGUUCUAUGAAAAGGAAAUGCAAGCUUUCUUUGGCCAAUUUGGCGUAAUCAAGAGGUUAAGAAUUGCAAGGAAUAAAAAGACCGGCAAGUCAAAGCAUUUUGGCUUUCUUGAAUUUAAGGAUCCUGAGGUAGCAGAAGUUGUGGCUGAUACUAUGCAUGGUUAUCUCUUGUUUGAGCACCUUUUGCAAGUGCAUCUUAUUCCUCCAGAGCAUGUUCAUCCCAAAUUGUGGAAAGGUUUUAAUUAUCGAUACAAGCCAGUGGAUAGGGUUCAAUUGCAACGGAUGCAACAAAACAAGGAAAGAACUUUGGAAGAGCACAGCAAGUUGGUACAGAAAAUUUUAAAGCGUGACCAGAAGCGGCGCAAGAGGAUAAAAGAUGCUGGUAUCGAGUAUGAGUGCCCAGAAAUUGUGGGUAGUGCCCAGCCAACUCCAAAGAAGAUAAAGUUUGAUGAAGAAUAGGUGCUACCUUAUGGCACAAUAUCGGCACCAGAUUCCUCCAGGUUGAUUUGUCAUAUGAUAAAAAGUAAUAAAAUGAAGUUCUCUGGAGAUUGAACAAUUAACAACCAAGGCCGGCGGCAGACGGAGACUAUAGUUUAUAACCUUCCAGUUUUCUGGCUUUGGACAAACUAUAGAUUUUUUCCUACUGUAGCAUUUAGGAUUGUGUAAAUUAAGUUUCGUGAUUACAAAUUUAACUUCUUGGAUUGUAUAAAUUAUACUUUGACUACAAAUUUAACAUUGUUAAUGUCUGGUUCACUUGGAUUAUGCUUUUGAAAUACAAUCAUUUCCAUUUCUUUCCACAA